AUGUCUACCGCGGACGAUUCUACCCCUGCUCCCACCACCAAUGGGACCAGUGAACCCACCCUGAAAGAUGCCUUUGUCAACAACGCCGCCUCAGCGGUCAACACUGUGACAGAACACCCCAUCACUCAAAAUGUUGUCAAUGGUCCCGUGGCAACCUCCGUCAAGGACCAAGCUGCGUUCACGAAGUCCGAAUUCAGCGAUCUUGCCAGCUCUCGACAACCUCCUUCGUACACUGCUGCCAACGAUACUACUUUGACGCACUACCAUUCCUUUUUCUACACUUUGUUGAGCUGGAAGAACAAGCGAGCCACCGGGAUCACGUUUGCCUCCGUUGUUGCCUUCAUCUUCGCUUGCCGCUACCUGCCCAUCAUUCGAUAUGUGAUCAAGAUUACUUGGAUGACACUUGGUGUCGUCACGCUCGCAGAGGGCUCGAGCAAGGCGUUGAUGGGCUCUAGUGUGGCCGGUACUCUCCGACCCCGACGGUACUACAAGAUUCCCAAGGAGACCCUCGAAGCUUCCCUCGACGACCUAGAAAACCUGAUCAACUUUUUCGUCAUCGAGAUCCAACGCAUCGUCUUCGCCGAGAACGUCCCUGUAACUGCAGCUGCUUUCUUGACUGCAUUCUUGACCUACUAUCUCAUCAAAAUCGUCCCUUUCUGGGGUAUGGCAUUGAUUGCCAGCUGCGCCCUCUUCCUCGGUCCCUUGAUCUACAUCGAGAACAAGGAAUUCAUCGAUUCUCAACUCGAGCACGCCGGAAAUGUCAUUGGCCAACAGACGACCCAGAUCCGCGACUUGACCGCUCAACACACUAGCAAGGGUCUCGACACGAUGAAGCAAUACACUGGGACAUAUGCGGCCAAAGCUCAAGAGAUGGUCGGGGGCGCCCGUCAGAGGAUCCCUUCUCCGACCACUGGUAAGGCUCCAGUGAAGGAGGGUGAUUUCCCCUCGGCACCCAAGACAGACCUCCCAGAUGCCUCCAACAACAUGCUGCACCGCCAGGCUGAACCCCUCAGCUCCUGA
This is a messenger RNA of Fonsecaea nubica, 1020 nucleotides long. RefSeq lists its product as hypothetical. The coding region runs from base 1 to 1020 and encodes 339 amino acids. The record is from RefSeq and is a predicted model, not a curated record. The transcript has 7 exons. Lineage: Eukaryota; Fungi; Ascomycota; Eurotiomycetes; Chaetothyriales; Herpotrichiellaceae.